Messenger RNA from Fusarium falciforme, 1968 nucleotides. Its product is annotated as BTB domain-containing protein. The coding region runs from base 1 to 1968 and encodes 655 amino acids. The record is from RefSeq and is a predicted model, not a curated record. Gene Ontology annotation, molecular function: ubiquitin protein ligase binding. Lineage: Eukaryota; Fungi; Ascomycota; Sordariomycetes; Hypocreales; Nectriaceae. Gene Ontology annotation, cellular component: cytoplasm. Gene Ontology annotation, biological process: regulation of proteolysis; proteasome-mediated ubiquitin-dependent protein catabolic process. The transcript is spliced from 4 exons.
AUGGGAGACAACAGAGGUAAAAAGCGGCCGGCUGAGGAGGCCUUCGCCGACGAUCUCGAGUUCGAUAGGAUCGCCCCAAACGGAGACGUUACCUUCGUGCUCGACGAGGGCAACACGAGAGUCCGGGUCAACUCCGCAGUCAUGAAGAACGCGUCGCCCGUGUUUGCCGCCAUGCUGGGCCCCAACUUUAAGGAAGGGCGUGUUCUCAGGGCAGGCGAUUGUGCAUCCGUCGAUGUCCCAUUGCCUGAGGACGACGCAGUCGUUUUCGGAUGGAUUCUCCGUGUGCUGUAUUCUCAGGCCGACACAAACCUCUGGUCCCCGAGCCCAAGGGAGAUUAUCCAGGUCUUGGACAUCGCCAAGAAGUACGACCUCCUGAAGGGAAUCCAGAUUUCUGUCCAAGUCUGGAUUGACCGGCAAGAGGAUCCUGACCCCGAUGACCUUUGGCUUCUGUUGCUUGCCUGCUGUCGAGCCCACGACGUGGAGGCCUUCAAAUCCACCACCCGCCGUCUCAUCAUCAAUCACUCAGGGUCGUUCGUCCAACUCGCAGCGGAAACAGAAAACAUCAUUCCCGGACCAGACGCAGGGCGUACCGUGUACAGACUUGCCGCAAUUGUUGAAAAGUCGCGGAACGAAACGCUCUCUGAAACACUCAAGGUUCUUCACACGGACCUACCCAAGGCCCUUGAAGAGUGCCGUUGUCAGCACCAUUCAAGCACUUUGCAAGCCGAGUACGGUCAAGCUCUUAAAGCUCAGAGUGACGCCGCCCAAUAUGGCCACUCCACCAAAAGCACCAUUGGCAUCUUAUUGGAGCUGUCACCUGUCUUCAUCCUGUCGCCCAACGUGAAUGCCUUAACGGUCCCCCACUUCAACCAAUCCGUUCAUGCUACCUCUUACAUCGCCCAGCUUCACGGCCUCUUAUUAAACAUGAGCACGCCUAGUCCCGCCCACAAGCGCAAGCGAGACGACGAUUCGCCAUCCGCGAGAAGUCUCGCCAGAGAGGAAGGGGUCUUGGAGCGCGUCGCUCCCCAUGGAGAUGUCAUCUUUGUCCUCGGUGGGGGAACCGACAAGGUCCAGGCUCAAUCGAGCAUCAUGAAAAGUGCCUCUCCUGUCUUCUCCGCCAUGCUGGCAGGUCAUUUCAGAGAAGGCCAGAUGCUCCAGGAUGCCACAGCUAGCGGGCAGCCAGUCGAGAUUCCUCUUCCUGGUGAUGAUUUCGAGGCUUUCAAGCUCAUUUGCAUUGCCAUCCAUCGCCAAGCCAGCACCACGCAGUACUGCCCAUCCGAAGAAGUACUCAUGCGAGUCCUCCAGAUCGCCGACAAGUACAAUCUUGUCGACUCGGUUUUCCUUUCCAUGGAAUUUUGGGCCAGAAAAUAUGUCCCCGAUCCAACUCUCAACCACUUUCUUCUCAUGAUCAUAUGCCACCAAAUCAAGUCCCAAGAGCUCUUUCAACUCUUCAGUCGAUCUCUCGUCCUCAACCAUGGGGGGUCAUUCAUGUCUCUCGCUGCUGAGAACGAGCAGCAUAUCUGCGACUCAGUUCCUCGUGGGACUAUCUACAAGCUAGCAUGCGCCCUUGAAGAAAUGCGAGCAACCAUGAUGCGGAGGAUUACAAAGUUCAUCAAUGCCGAACUGAUGGCCCGGUUCAAUAAUGGCCACUCGGAUAAUGAAAUGUCCUCGGACAUUCUACCAUACUAUCGACUGCUCAGAGGGGUGUUGGAUUCCUACUCGAGGAACCCCGGCCUACACAGCGUCGGCAACGACUACUCGAUCAGCGACCUGACCUCACAGAUCCUGAAAAUCGAAACUAGUUUUCCAGCGGAGCGCUCCUACAACAGAACUGCGCCAAAUGCCAUUCCAGUUUACAUGGCGUUACUGAGGCGGUUGCGCGGCUUGAAUGAGAACUUUGUCGGGUUGUGUCUCGACUGUCUUGAGGUCGACAAGUUGGACUUUGACUGUCGAGGAGUCCACAAGUAA